Fonticula alba is the source of this 420-nucleotide messenger RNA. RefSeq lists its product as hypothetical. Bases 1 to 420 code for a protein of 139 amino acids. The transcript has 2 exons. The record is from RefSeq and is a predicted model, not a curated record. Lineage: Eukaryota; Rotosphaerida; Fonticulaceae.
AUGCCCCCAGUCAUGCCUCGUCCGCGGCCGUCCCUCCUGCUGGGGCUGCUCCUCCUGGCGGCGCUUGCCGUGUCCGUGGCCGCGGCCCGGGUCGAGUGCUUCUCGGACGAGCAGACCCGGCUGCUGAACAAGUUCGGCGAGGAGUGCAGCUCCUUCCCGGAUCUCCUGUGCGCCGAAUCCUGCACCCACCGGUAUUUCGACAUCAUGAACUGCGGCGACCGAACCUUCUGCGACAAUACGAUGAUGGCCCACAAGACCUCGUGCCAGGUGAUCGAUGGCACAUCGUACGGAGCCCAGAUCGUGGUUACUCAGCCGCCCUUCGUCUGCAACUCGGCCGGGUCGCUGGCGGGGUACCGCGCGGCUGGCAUUGCCGGCGCCCUGGGCGUGCUCCUGGCGGCGGUCCUGUCCCUGGGCCUGUGA